Drosophila novamexicana is the source of this 1659-nucleotide messenger RNA. Its product is annotated as leucine-rich repeat-containing protein 59. The transcript has 4 exons. Lineage: Eukaryota; Metazoa; Arthropoda; Insecta; Diptera; Drosophilidae. The coding region runs from base 88 to 1077 and encodes 329 amino acids. Gene Ontology annotation, molecular function: protein binding. The record is from RefSeq and is a predicted model, not a curated record.
GUUUUGAAUAGUUGGCAUUCAAAAUUGUGUCAUAUUUGUUAUUAGAAAUAAAAAUAAUUCAAAUUAAAACGCACACAGCCAGCAAUCAUGCCAAAAGGUGUGGAUAAAGUGAAAGUGAACGUAAAGGAGCGGAUCGAGGAUGAAAGCUGUGAUCUAAGCCUCUCCGAGCUGACCGAAAUACCAGUGCGUGAAAUUGCUUCGUUCAAGCGCGUUAUCUUUCUGGACCUCUCCAGCAAUCGACUGGUCACACUCGGCCGCAACUUCACCACGCUCACAAGGCUAAUUCAGCUCGAUCUAAGCAAGAAUCAAAUCCGAGUUCUGCCCGAUGACUUUGGCCAACUGGAGCAACUGCGUCACUUGGACUUGUACGACAACUGCUUGGAGCACUUACCCUUGAGCUUUGGACGUUUGCGUCGCUUGCGCUAUUUAGACUUAAAGGGCAAUCCCUUGACGCCCGCUUGGGAGAAAAUUGUGGGCCGCUGUUCAACGCUGAAGGACUGCCAACAGGCGGCCAAGAAUACUGUCAACGUUUGUGCAAACUACAAGUCGGAAUUCAUUGAACGUGAACGUAUAGCGGCCCAGGAGCGCCAGCUGAGCUCUGCACAAAUGGCAGGCGCUGGCGAUGGCGAUGGCGAUGGCAGCUCCAGCUCGAAUCAUAGCACAAAGACCAAUGGCGGCGAGGCCUCUAAGAAGUCCAACAAGGCAAACAAGAAAUCAAAAUCGAAGAAAUCGGGAGCUGCUGCCGAAAACGAGCUCUCAAUCAAACCUGUGCAUUCAGGCCCCAUCAAAUCCACCAAUCAAAAGAACAAUCAAAAAAAGAAGUCAACAAAUGGCAGCUGCUGGCUUACGGCCAUAUCGGGCGUUGCUUUUUCAUCGCUGAUGACAUUUUUGCUGCUGUUCAUAAUCAAUGUGCUUAUUAUUUAUUUGAUAAUGUUCAAGAACCCGGACAUCGCCGAUAAGCUAGUCGAGUAUAUACCUCAUCAAUAUCGCGACUGGAUACUGACCAAGACGGAAAUCUUUCGACUGCGCGUCACCGAUUGGAUCUCGGAGUUUCGCACCCCGCCGGAGGAGCACUGACGAUUCAUUUAUUUGAAGCCAUAAAGCGCGGGGCUUCAAAUAGAACAAUAACAAUCAUUUAAUAUCGGAUGCAUAGCGCGUGUGUGAAAGCGAUUGAAAAAUUUUAACAAGUGUAGACCACCUCAACAAAUUAGAAGAGUGCGAUUUUGAAACAACCCAAUGUACUGCCCUAUACAUAUGUAUCAUUAAGUAUAUACGUCCAUUGGCAAGAAAUUUUUACCUCACAUACGACAGACCAAACACACACACACACACACACACACACACAGCAUCAGAACUAUAAUAUAAAUGCAAUGCAAACUACUCUCAGUCAAUCUCAUUUUAAACUAACUUUACAAUAGAUCAAACACAAACUCAAUAGUAACUGAAACACAGUUCAAAACUGGCUAACACAUAGAAACUACAGACACAGUCAACGUGCUUCACACGGCCAUAACACUUAUCUAUCAUACAUACAUACAUACAUAUGUACCAGACUCAUAAUAUCUAUGCAAAUGCAAGUGCAUUAUGUAAGAAUUUCUUGUGCAAUUUAUAUUUUGUUUGAAACCCAGCAACAAGUAAAUGUCAGAGAGUUGUUCGAAU